This is a messenger RNA of Nicotiana tabacum (common tobacco), 1088 nucleotides long. Lineage: Eukaryota; Viridiplantae; Streptophyta; Magnoliopsida; Solanales; Solanaceae. The record is from RefSeq and is a predicted model, not a curated record.
GCAAAAAUAUUAUAUUAUAUUGCUGAAGAUCAAAUUUGCAGGCCCAUAUGCAGAACGGUUUCAGAUGCUGUAUAUGUUCUUGAUUCCAUUGUUGGCUUCGAUAUAAGAGACCUUGAAGCAACAAGGGCAGCAGCAAAGUUCAUUCCAGCCGGUGGUUAUAAACAAUUUCUCAAUGAAGAUGGCCUUAAGGGAAAGAGAUUGGGUGUGGUAAGACAUCCUUUCUUGGCCCUUUCCGAUGUGUAUCAAGCUGAUGCGGUAUUGACUGGUCAUUUGAAGACGCUAAGGCAAAGAGGUGCAGUUGUAUUAGAUAAUCUUGAAAUACCAAAUAUUGAUGUGGUCUUAGACCCCAAUCAAAGUGGUGCGGAAGUGGCAUUACUAGCAGAGUUCAAGCUCUCACUCAACAAUUAUCUAACAGAACUAGUCACAUCCCCAGUCAGAUCACUCGCUGAGAUAAUUGCCUUCAACCAGAAUAACCCAGAAUUGGAAAGAAGUAAAAGCUUUAGUCAAGAAGUUUUCAUAGCAGCAGAAGCAACAAAAGGGAUCGGAGAGAAAGAGAGGAAGGCGAUGGCGAUGAUGGAGAAACUUUCAGAAGAUGGAUUUGAGAAACUGAUGAUAGAAAAUGAACUGGAUGCGUUAGUGACAUUAGGUUCAGGUGUUUCAACAGUGUUGGCUAUUGGAGGAUAUCCAGCAAUAAUAGUUCCUGCUGGUUAUAAUAGUACUAAUGGUAUGCCGUUUGGUAUAUGUUUUGGAGGGGUGAAAGGAAGUGAACCAAAGCUGAUUGAGAUUGCUUUUGCCUUUGAACAAGCCACCAUGAUCCGCAGACAUCCUUUUUCCAACUCAAUUCCUUCAUUUUAAAGUAGAUAAUUUGUUUUCCUUUUUCUCAGCAUAGUCACUGAAGUUUGUUUUUUUCCAACCAGUAGUUCGAAGAUCAUUUUCCUGUUUGGGAACUUUCACAAGUGUAGGGAGUUGGAAACUUUUAGCACAUUGGCUCUAUGAUGGUCAAUUGUAAUGAUACAGCAUUUGACGCAAAUAUCUUCGAGUUACAUUGCCCAAACAUAACUGGAAAUGCUGAUUAUUGUUUCCUGAUA